AUGGGGGAGCAACCCAGAGCCAAGAUUGGCAUCAUCUCAAUGGGCGACAUGGGCAGCGCUCUCGCCAGCAUUCUCAUCGCAAAUGGCUACGCCGUCGCAACCAACUGCACCGGGAGAAGCCAAGACACCAUCGACCGCGCCACCAACGUCGGCGCCGAGCUUCUGCCAACAGAUGAAGCCCUCAUCACCCAAUGCGACGUAGUCCUCUCCGUCGUCCCGCCGGCCCAAGCCGCCGCCACAGCUGAACGCAUCAUCGCCGCUUUCAAGAAUGUCCAUGUCUCUUCUCCGACGAGGUCCAGGUCCACGCCGCUCUACUUCGCCGACAUGAACGCCAUCGCCCCAUCCACCGUGCGGUCCAUCGCCGCGCAGUUCACGGCCGCCGGCCUCGAUCCGGACCGGGACGUCCGCUUUGUAGAUGGCUGUAUUCUUGGUGGUCCUCCUUCGAGGAAACAGCAGCAGCAGUCUGUGACGGGCGGUAGCGGAAGUACGAACUUGGGUCCUUCGGCUACUGGUCCAGCUGCUUUGAUUACUUCUUCUUCUUCUUCUUCUUCCUCCCCCGCAUCAACCUCAUCAACCAAGCCAACGACGGCUUCCUUCCCGCAAGAAGAUAUCCUCCACGACCCUACAACCGGCUGGUCCUGCCCUCUCCUCCCUACUUCAGGCCCAUGGUCAUUCACAGACACUUCCACGUUUCCUUACCCCUAUGGCCAACAUUUCGCUGAAGUGUUGCAUAUCGAACAUAUCCUUCCCAACCCCGAUCCCGCCGACGCGGAUUCCUCUUCCUUAACUGCCACCGCUGCUGAGCAGAAACAGACAUCAGAGAUAGGCCAAGCCUCCGCCCUUAAAAACGUCUACGCCGCUCUCGCCAAAGGAUUCGCCGCGCUCUCCCUCCUUUCCUUAUCCACUGCUUCUUCGCUCAGGAUCCUCCCCUCGUUUCUUUCUUCCCUAGAGAGACUGGCGCCCUCAAGGUUACAGACCAUGACGCGGUACGUCACGACGUUACCGCCCAAAGCGUACCGGUGGGUGCGGGAGAUGGAGGAGAUCAGCAAGACGUUCACGGACGAGGAGGAGGUGGGGUGGGAUAAGGAAGGAGAGGACGUGUUUGAUGGUGGCGGGGGUGUUUAA
This is a messenger RNA of Sordaria macrospora k-hell, 1125 nucleotides long. RefSeq lists its product as uncharacterized. Gene Ontology annotation, molecular function: oxidoreductase activity, acting on the CH-OH group of donors, NAD or NADP as acceptor. The record is from RefSeq and is a predicted model, not a curated record. NCBI's taxonomy places the organism in Eukaryota, Fungi, Ascomycota, Sordariomycetes, Sordariales, Sordariaceae.